This is a messenger RNA of Medicago truncatula (barrel medic), 970 nucleotides long. Its product is annotated as bZIP transcription factor 53. Gene Ontology annotation, cellular component: nucleus. The coding region runs from base 373 to 786 and encodes 137 amino acids. Gene Ontology annotation, biological process: positive regulation of DNA-templated transcription. Gene Ontology annotation, molecular function: DNA-binding transcription factor activity; transcription cis-regulatory region binding. The transcript has a single exon. NCBI's taxonomy places the organism in Eukaryota, Viridiplantae, Streptophyta, Magnoliopsida, Fabales, Fabaceae. The record is from RefSeq and is a predicted model, not a curated record.
AUUUCGCUUUCUUUCUCUUUUUGUAUAAAACCCAACCCAGCCCAAUUUUAUUUCCUUCUUUAGAUUGCAAUAAUAAUCUAUAAAUCACAGCCCUUUCCCACAAACUCCUUAUCACAAUUUUGGUUCAACCAUUCGUUUUUUCUCUUCUCUUCUCUUCUAUCGGAUCUAGGGUUUCAUUCUCAUAGAGAGAGGGUUAGGGUUUUUGAAAACCUCUCCAAUGUUGUUUUUACGACACUAAUGUAUCGUAUUCGUCUCCUUCAUUCUUUCUCCGUUGCUUUUCUGUACUGGUUUUACGUCUUUUCAUAAGCAACUUUCUCUAAAUCGCUUAUUCUUCUCUUCUUUCUUAUCAUUAUUUAUCUUCUCACAAAUUUAAUGGCUUCUGUUCAACGUGUGACGAGUUCGGGUUCUGAUGGUGUGAAUGGAGCGAUGGACGAGAGAAAAAGGAAGAGAAUGAUUUCGAACCGUGAAUCCGCACGGCGAUCACGGGAGAGGAAGCAGAAACUGUUGGAGGAUUAUCAAGAUGAAGCAAACAGGUUGCGAAACGAGAAUCGGCGAUUGUCGGAGAACAUUAGGGUGAGGGAAGAAGGUUUCAAUGCAAACGAAGCUGCUAAUGGUGUCCUCAGAGCUCAGACACAGGAAUUGACAGAUCAAUUGAAGUUUCUGAAAUCGAUCAUUGAAAAAGCUGAGAGGGAAAAGAUUCCAAAGAUUCCAGAUCCACAACUGAACCCGUGGCAGAUGCUUUAUCCGACUCAAACGAUUAGGGCUUCAGAUUGGUUCUUGCAUUGAUGGAAUGAAACUUUGUUUAUUAUUUUGCUAUCGAGUCUUUUUUUUUUUUUAGAUUUUGUUACCAUUUGUAUCUAAAUAAUAAUGGUUGGUCUUUGUAAGAUAGAUUUGGGGUUUGAUACAUGUUUGGUACUUUUUUAAUGUUGAAUGUUUUUUUGUGUUUCGUUUAUUAUGAUGAUUCUGUUAA